AUGAGUGCAAAUUUUACAAUGAUAAAGACCGAGUUAUCAACUUUAGCCCCAUUAACAACUCAUUGUUCCUACACAAUCGCUGCUCUUUUAGUAAUUGCACUUCAACAGAAGAAGGAAGUUGCAUUAACUACAGAAUUGGCCAGAACAGUUCAAUUGUCCAACGAAGGUUCUGUUGUACGAAAUGCGAAGGCAAAGGUGGUGGUCAAAUUUCAUAUACAAAAGUUGGCACAGAUAACUUAA
This is a messenger RNA of Trichomonas vaginalis G3, 240 nucleotides long. RefSeq lists its product as uncharacterized. The transcript has a single exon. The record is from RefSeq and is a predicted model, not a curated record. Bases 1 to 240 code for a protein of 79 amino acids. Lineage: Eukaryota; Parabasalia; Trichomonadida; Trichomonadidae.